AUGGGCGAUGGCACACGGCACCUGCGCAGGGACAACGAAUCUUUUAUCAAAUGGCAAGCCCGUCGACUCACCAACACCCGCACAUUCGCCUCCCUCGAUCACGAAUCCGAGACCUCGCAGAUGAAGCGUGUCUUGACAGUCAAGGACCUGAGUGCCAUGGGUAUCGGUGCCAUUAUCGGCACGGGUAUCUUUGUCCUGACAGGUGUGGUUGCACACGAAAGGGCUGGUCCUGGAGUCGCCAUCUCGUUUGUGAUUGCCGCCAUUGUUGCUGGUCUUGCUGCAUUGUCCUAUGCUGAAAUGGCCUGUCUGGUACCAAUUGCCGGAAGUGCCUAUACCUAUACUUAUGCUACCUGCGGAGAACUCCUGGCCUGGAUUAUCGGUUGGGAUCUCAUUCUCGAAUACUUGGUCGGUGCUGCUACGGUCUCUGUCGGUUUCUCCCAUUACUUGGAAGCCUUCUUCAAAGAUGCGUUCGGAUGGGAACCCCAAACAAAACUCAUGCGAGCGCCAUUUGCAUACCAGCAGGAUGCCUUCAGUCUCACAGGAGACUGGUUCUCAUUGCCGUCGUUCCUCAUUGUCAUCCUUUUGACGAUCCUGCUCUGCCGAGGCGUCAAGUCCUCUGCCCGUGUGAAUAAUAUCCUGGUCGUCGUCAAAUUGAUCGUCAUUGUGGUCUUUAUCUUUGGUGCCUGUAAGUGGGUCGACCCAGCCAACUUCAGUCCCUUCGUCCCACCAAACACGGGCAAGUUUGGAGAAUUUGGCCCAAGUGGUAUCUUGCGAGGCGCGACCAUCGUCUUCUUUGCGUUCAUUGGUUUCGACGCUAUCAGCACUGCUGCCCAGGAGGCACGUAACCCCCAGCGCGAUCUUCCUAUUGGUAUUGGCUUGUCCUUGGUCAUCUGCACAGUUUUGUACAUUGCCACCAGUAUUGUCAUGCUGGGAGUCGUCAACUACACCGAGAUCGCCGGCACUGGUCGCGGAGCCCCCUUCCAGGUCACUGCUGCGGCGACUGGUAUGAAAUGGCUUUCAAUCUUCUGCGAGAUCGGUAUCCUGGCCGGUCUGAUCUCUGUCAUGCUGGUCCUCUUGAUCGGACAGCCCCGUAUCUUCUUCUCCAUGGCCGUCGAUGGUCUCUUCCCGGAGAUUGCCUCCCGCCUUCACCCCAAGUACAAGACCCCCGUGAUGACCACCGCCAUCGCCGGCGUGGUCUGCGCUGCUGCCGGAGGCAUGUUCCCCGUCGAUCUGCUCGCAGAUUUGACCUCGGUCGGCACCCUCUUUGCUUUCUUCUUGGUCCAUUGCUCGGUUCUGAUCCUUCGCUGGAGGGAGCCUGACCGUCCUCGUCGCUUCAAGGUUCCUUUGGGUCCCGUUCUCCCUGUCUUGGGUGCUGCCUGCUGUGUAGGAUUGAUCGCUGUCGAUUCCGUGUCGGCGAUUAUCCGUCUUGUGGUGUGGUUGGCGAUCGGACUGGUGUUCUACGCUGCAUAUGGCUCCAGACACUCAAGGCUGAAUAACCCUGAGCGUUAUGCACUGUCUGAGCCUAUGGAGGUCGUUGGCGAGCGUCAUCAUACUACUCAUGAGGAAGUCAAGGGCGAUGCUUCGCCGCUUCACACAAGCACUCCUAAUGACGUUAAGGUCUAA
Molecule: messenger RNA, 1623 nt
Organism: Gamsiella multidivaricata
Lineage: Eukaryota; Fungi; Mortierellomycota; Mortierellomycetes; Mortierellales; Mortierellaceae
Product: amino acid permease-domain-containing protein
Exons: 4
Coding region: 1-1623 (540 amino acids)
Biological process (GO): amino acid transport; transmembrane transport
Cellular component (GO): plasma membrane
Molecular function (GO): amino acid transmembrane transporter activity
Source: RefSeq, a predicted model, not a curated record